GAAAGAGAGAGCAAAAAGUCUCAUUCAACACAAAAACCAAUCCCUAAAGAUUCCCAAAAACCAAAGCAAACCUUUGAUUAUUUUUUAUUAAUCCACAUCCAAAGAACUCAUGGGAUUUUCCGGCAAAUCUUACAACCAACUCGAAGUCGAGAUACGUGAAGCCACCGACGGUAAAAGAUGGGUCAUCGCCGGACUUCCUCCACGUUCACCGCUCAAGCCUAUUAACUCCUCUGACGUUGCAGUUACGGAAACAGAGGAUCAAGAACAGUGUCCUACAACACCCACAGCAGUUGCCUUCAGAAUCCCAAGAGUCCCGCCGUGCCCAGCCGCACCAAAGAAGCGGAAGCCGUCGUCCAAGUGCAGCUACGUUGCCAGUGGUAGAGAGUUCUUCUGUCCACCAGACCUCGAAACCGUUUUCAUUCAGAGAGCUAGUUAACUCUCUUUUUAACCUUCUUUAGGGUUUUGUAAUAUUCUUCUCGAGUCUGGUUAAGUUUUAGAUUCUGAACUUAAUUAGUAGACUAGUAAGGUUAGUGAAUUUCAUGUUUAUGUACAAUUAUCUUCCCCUGUUUCCAGUAGAAUUAAUAAAUACUUAGAUGACAUAAUUUCGUAGCGUUGGUUUAUUUAUAAUUUACAGAUUUUCGAAAUAGUUUUUGGUAUGGUAAUUUUCAUUCAUUC
Molecule: messenger RNA, 675 nt
Organism: Eruca vesicaria subsp. sativa (arugula)
Lineage: Eukaryota; Viridiplantae; Streptophyta; Magnoliopsida; Brassicales; Brassicaceae
Source: the annotation of a GenBank genome assembly